GAUACGCGCUUAAUUGACACUGUUCCUGAGUCGUCUUGGUGCAGGCUCUGUCCUCUCCGUUUGUUCUACGGUCGUGCUCCCUCAUGCUGGUGGUGCGGCUACUCGAGAAAUCGUGGCCGUGGAAAGAAACGUCCGCAAUAUGGUUGGUCGCCUAUAGCCGGCUAAGUCGGUAUCCCCUCGUCGAGCACUGCCCCCACGGACUGGCCACGGAGCAAUCUCUGUGGCAAUCGGCAAACAAUACGUGGUACCAGGCCCAAAUGGAGCCACUCUACAUUGCAACCUGCGCAUUUAUCCGCUCCCUGCAACGAAAAGGGCCUCUUGGUACCCAUACCACGGACUGUGGCUCGACAAACGACCAUGGCCUCUCCCCCAUAUUAAGCAGUAUGUUCUAUGGUGGCUAAAAGCACCAGGACGGGGACAGAAGUGGUCCUCCACAUUACUAGUGUCAUAUUGGCCCGCCUCACCUCACCUGCCCCAGUGUUCCCCUUUCGGCUCUGUUGGUCUUGUUCCUGAUCUGGACCCGCUUGGGGUGCCCGCCUCAUAUCGCCAAGCUAUCGGUCGGAAAAGACUUGCGUCGGCAAACCCUUGGUCGCAUGCUUGGCGGCCACGGCCGCCUCUGUAAACGGCCGCUAUCUGCAGCUCGCCUCAUUACGCGGCGGGCGGACCAGCCUUUUCCAGCACCGGCCAUGGCGCUGCCGCUCCAGUGUCCCGGUCGCUACAACCUUGUCGCCGACCGACCUUUCCAUUUCCUGCCGUACUCCGCGUCCACUUGUAUCUUGGUCCCUUUUGAACCCAUGGUUUCCUCUUUUUCGAACAAUCCUUUCCGCUGCCCUUCUGGUUCUAUCGAAAAUCCCCGGUCGUCUCUCGCUAGUAGCCUGCAAAAGCCCCCAGGAAGUGAUAUGGGAAGCGUGGUCAUUGCGGUCGUACAGUACACUCGCUUAUUGAAGGGAGCAGAAAGCCCGAUCAAACGGGAUUGGACCACAAACGCCGACCUUGGACAAUACAGCCAUCCACACACCCCCUGCAUCCAUCCAGGUGUCUAGGCCCCAAGCAAAAGGAACCUCGGCCGCCCGCCAUCUUCCCGGCCGAGAAACAGUGCACCGUCGACCACAUACUUCACCACAUCCAUGUCCAAAAUGAGAUGCAAAUGGGCGAUUUGCUUCCUGCUGGGCCUCGGCCUCUGCGCCGCCAUCGACCAGCGGCCAAUGGACGACUUCGGAAGCAGCUGCGACCCCAGGUCCAUCAAGGUCGACGGCCGACACGCGACGGCCGUCUGCAGGACCAUCCUGGGCGACCUUCGAUGCUCCCGCGUGGACCUGACCGAAUGCAUUAAGAACAGCUACGGAUCCCUGCAAGCUGACCCUAAAGAGUCUGGACCGUCAUUCUUCCAAGAGUGCUUCAACUGCAGCAACAAGCCGCAGACCGGAGGCCUUGCCACCAGUGCCCCGACCUUUCUGCAUUGCCAGUGCGAUCCCAAAACUGGGGCUCCGAGAUCGAACUGGCCGGCGGCCGUAAUGGACAUAAAUACGGUAAUCGACAACAUUGACGGCAUAUUGCAAUGCAAUGGACGGCAUGGCAUGUUGUGGCAUGGGUGUUAGUAUUUGUUAUAAGUGCCAAGUCGAAUAAUCAGAACUGAAUGCGCAAAGAUGCCAUGCGUGGAGUCCUCCACGGAAUUGAGUUUUCGAGAAUGCACUGGGGGCUGCCCGAAAAAAUUAAUUAUGCCAUGUAAUUAUAUUUAAGCAAACUUGAAGUUACGGUUAUAAGCUGUGAUGGGAACCUGCCAGAGGAAUGAUUUCGUAGUUGAACUCUCCGCCACCAAUGAUAUCAAGCCCCGAAGCUCUCAAAAUAGGUUAGAGCUAUGUCUUGUGGCU
Molecule: messenger RNA, 1871 nt
Organism: Gaeumannomyces tritici R3-111a-1
Lineage: Eukaryota; Fungi; Ascomycota; Sordariomycetes; Magnaporthales; Magnaporthaceae
Exons: 3
Coding region: 1128-1598 (156 amino acids)
Source: RefSeq, a predicted model, not a curated record